This is a messenger RNA of Chelonia mydas (Green sea turtle), 2509 nucleotides long. RefSeq names its product megakaryocyte-associated tyrosine kinase (gene MATK). Bases 255 to 1598 code for a protein of 447 amino acids. NCBI's taxonomy places the organism in Eukaryota, Metazoa, Chordata, Testudines, Cheloniidae. Gene Ontology annotation, biological process: protein phosphorylation. The transcript has 13 exons. The record is from RefSeq and is a predicted model, not a curated record. Gene Ontology annotation, molecular function: protein binding; protein tyrosine kinase activity; ATP binding.
CCGGCCCAGAAGGGAAAGGAGGAAAUAAAGCGGAGGCGAGUUUCGCGGAGGGCAGCGCUCGGUGGAUGCUGCUGCGCGGGGGGUAAAGCCCCGCUCCGCCCUUUGAAGUGGGAAUUCAGGCUCCAGAAUCUUGGGGCUCGAGCCUGGGCGCAAACCUGGGGCUUCGCCUGGGGGCUGCAGGGAGGUGAUUGCUGCAUUUCCUCAGAGACAGGAUUCCCCAGAGCAGCUGUGGAUGUGCUGAUGAGCCAGGCAGCAUGUCAACAAAACGCUGGUUGCCGGGGACGCAGUGCAUCGCCAAGCACGACCACACCAAGCCCAAAGCCCGCGAGCUCGCCUUCCGCAAGGGCGACAUCCUCACCAUCGUCGAGGUCUGUGAGCAGAAAGGCUGGUACCAAGCGAAACACAACGACUCCGGCGAGGAGGGGCUGCUCUCGGCCAGCUCGGUGCGGGAGCGCGAAGCCAUCCGUGUUGACCCCAAGCUCAGCCUGAUGCCCUGGUUCCACGGGAAGAUCUCUGGUGUGGAGGCCGUGCAGGCACUCCAGCCCCCUGAGGACGGGCUCUUCCUGGUGCGGGAGUCCAUCCGGCACCCCGGGGACUACGUGCUGUGCGUCAGCUUCGGCAAGGAGGUCAUCCACUACCGCGUCAUCUACCAGGAGAACUGUCUGAGCAUCGACGCCUCUGUCUGCUUCUACAACCUCAUUGACAUGAUUGAGCACUAUAUGAAGGACCAGGGAGCCAUCUGUACCAAGCUGGUAAAACCAAAACCAAAGCCCGGGAUGAAGUCUGCUGAGGAGGAGCUGGCCAAGGCCGGCUGGUUACUGAAACUGCAGCACCUCAAACUGGGAGACAAGAUUGGGGAAGGAGAAUUUGGAGCCGUCCUGCAGGCAGAGUACCUGGGGCAGAAAGUGGCCGUGAAGAACAUCAGGUGUGACGUCACCGCCCAGGCCUUUCUCGCUGAGACCGCUGCCAUGACGAAGGUCCGUCACAAAAACCUGGUGCUGCUGCUGGGCGUGAUCCUGCACAACGGCCUCUACAUCGUCAUGGAAUUCAUGAGCAAGGGGAACCUGGUCAACUUCCUGAGGACACGGGGUAGAUCAGUCCUCCAGCCCAAGCAGCUCAUCCAGUUUUCCCUGGAUGUCGCCCAGGGGAUGGACUACCUGGAGUCCAAGAAGUUGGUGCACAGGGACCUUGCCGCCCGCAACAUCCUGAUCUCAGAGGAGAACGUGGCCAAAGUGAGUGACUUCGGCUUGGCCAAGGUGGACCCGAAAGGCACAGACGCCACCAAGCUGCCUAUCAAGUGGACGGCUCCGGAGGCCCUGAAACACAAUAAAUUCUCGGCCAAGUCGGACGUCUGGAGCUAUGGGAUCCUCCUGUGGGAAGUGUUCUCCUACGGCCGGGCGCCCUACUCCAAGAUGACUCUGAAGGAAGUGACGGAGAUGGUGGAGAAGGGGUACCGGAUGGAGGCCCCUGAGGAAUGCCCACCCUCCCUCUACACUCUGAUGAAGACCUGCUGGGAGAUAGAGCCGGGGAAGCGGCCUUCCUUCAAGAAGCUCACCGAGAAGCUGCAGAAGGAGCUGAAGCACAUAGGGGACAGUUAGCCCUGGGGGCUCCUGCUCCCAGGGCCGAAACAGCGCAGGGGCUGGCAGGCUCCAUGCAGCCUCUUCUGGGGGUUCUUGGCCUGGGUCACCCCUGCCUGACACACCAGGGCACCACACCUGGGACCAGAAGCACGCCGCAGCACAGAGCAGCGUGUGAUGCACCAGCUGCCGGCGCUGGUCCUGCUGCUGCACUGGGUCUGUGCUGCUUUGCCAGGCAGUAAAGAUGGGGAUGGGACCUGACCUUCUCCUCCUCCGACUCUGUGUGCCUGCACCAGGCUGAGAGACUGGUUCCAAGGGGCCAUAUUUACCCUGGCAGCCUUAGCAUGUCCCUGCCACAAGCACAGUUCUCCGAGAGCGUGUACUGGCUGGGACUAGACUGGCAUUGGGUGCCUCGUGGGUACAUGUACGCUGGUGCUCGUUCUGAACCAUACCUGGCAGGUUUCUGAUUUGUUCAGGAUGAGUCUGGUCAGACGGCCCUAUGGAUCACAGUCUGGUGACCACAUGCCCCCGUCCACUCGCCACAAACCACAGCUCAGGGACGGCUGGGAGGAGUGCGUCUCAUUGCGCGGGGCCAGCAGCAGCCUCCUGGGUGCUCGAGCACAUGAGCCCUGGACACUCCUGGGUGUCUCCAUCCCACGCUAACCUCUUCAAUCAGUGCAAGCAGCCCAUUGCCUGUCUGAGAAAGGUUCAGUGUUUCUUCAGCGUAGCCCGGCCAUCUCCAGGGCUGGGGCUGGGGCUGGGGCUGGGGCGAGGGAAGGGUGGGGGAGAGGAAGUGCUGCUCCCUAGCUCUUGGCCCCUGGACUCAGCUCUCUGGAGGCUCCUACUGAUGUUUAUUUCCAAGUGUUUCCCUCGUGUUUUAGUGAUUGGAAAUGUGGCUGCAGCACAAAAUGAAGAGAGUUCCACCGCCUUCA